This is a messenger RNA of Pseudophryne corroboree (corroboree frog), 2864 nucleotides long. Its product is annotated as 1,25-dihydroxyvitamin D(3) 24-hydroxylase, mitochondrial. The transcript has 13 exons. Gene Ontology annotation, biological process: cellular response to peptide hormone stimulus; glucocorticoid biosynthetic process; C21-steroid hormone biosynthetic process. Lineage: Eukaryota; Metazoa; Chordata; Amphibia; Anura; Myobatrachidae. The record is from RefSeq and is a predicted model, not a curated record. Gene Ontology annotation, cellular component: mitochondrial inner membrane. Gene Ontology annotation, molecular function: oxidoreductase activity, acting on paired donors, with incorporation or reduction of molecular oxygen; monooxygenase activity; heme binding. Bases 99 to 1622 code for a protein of 507 amino acids.
UGGCAUCAUCGAUGGUGACCCUUUAAUUGGCCAUCCCUAAUAUGCAGUUGGGUCUGCGAAGGAAAUAAGAGAGAAAUAGCUGCUAAACUUCAUGCACUAUGGCAGCAAAAAUCAAAGCAGAGCAAAUGUGGAUGAUGCUGAAAUCCAGGUGCAUAAGUGUCCAUCACAGCAUCCCUACUGCUUCUGUAUGUGACAUGAAAACCCAGGGUAUCCCUGCACAAUCAUCCUGUCCACACUCCCUGUCCUCACUACCAGGACCCACCAACUGGCCAAUUCUGGGGAGCCUUGUGGAUAUAUUAAGAAAAGGAGGACUGAAAAGACAACACCAAGCACUGGCAGGUUACCACAAGCGCUUUGGGAAGAUUUUCCGCAUGAAGCUAGGAUCCUUUGAUUCUGUGCACAUUGGAGCACCAUGUCUUUUAGAAGCUCUGUAUAGAGAGGAGAGCAAUUAUCCGAAGAGACUGGAGAUCAAGCCAUGGAAAGCUUACAGGGACUAUCGAGAUGAAGCCUAUGGACUCCUUAUACUAGAAGGGCAAGACUGGCAACGAGUCAGAAGCGCCUUUCAGCAGAAGCUAAUGAAGCCGACGGAAGUUGGGAAAUUAGAUACAAAAAUCAAUGAGGUCAUGGUGGAUUUUGUGCAGAGAAUUGACAGUGUCUGUAAUAAGGAUGGGAAAUUUGAAGACCUGUAUUGUGAACUGAAUAAGUGGUCACUCGAGAGUAUCUGUCUUGUCCUCUAUGAGAAGAGAUUUGGAUUUUUACAGCCAAACCUUGGGGAAGAGGCCCUGGAUUUUAUCACAGCCAUAAAAACCAUGAUGAGUACGUUUGGAUUGAUGAUGGUGACACCAGUUGAAAUGCAUAAAUGCUUGAACACCCGUAUCUGGAAAGACCACACUAAGGCCUGGGACAGCAUCUUCAGAACAGCAAAAUGUCACAUAGACAGAAGAUUGAUAAAGCUGUCCAAUAAGGACAAUGAGGAUUUUCUCUGUACAAUCUACAAAGACAGCAAGUUAUCCAAGAAAGAAAUGUAUGCUACAAUCACAGAAAUGCUGAUAGGAGCCGUGGAAACGACGGCUAAUAGCUUGCUGUGGGCCAUAUUUAAUAUUUCUCGUAAUCCGAUCAUUCAAAAGAAACUUUAUGAUGAAAUUAGGAGCGUGUUGUCACCUGACCAAGUGCCAAGUGCUCAAGACAUCCGCAAUAUGCCAUACUUAAAGGCAUGCUUAAAGGAAUCAAUGAGGCUGAGCCCAUCUGUUCCAUUCACAACUCGCACUCUGGAUAAAGAGACUGUGCUAGGGGAAUACGUACUUCCCAGAGGAACAGUACUGACCAUUAACAGCCACGUUCUGGGGUCCAAUGAGGAAUGCUUUGAUGAAGGGACUCAAUUCCGUCCAGAGAGAUGGUUGCAAGAUAAGGACACAAUCAAUCCAUUUGCUUACGUUCCAUUUGGCAUCGGGAAAAGGAUGUGCAUCGGGCGACGUUUAGCUGAACUCCAACUGCAAAUCAGCAUAUGCUGGCUGGUUAGGAGGUAUAACAUUAUAGCCACUGAUAAUGACCCCGUGGAGACUAUUCACUCUGGAACGCUGAUGCCCAGCAGAGAAUUACCAGUGGCUUUCCUCAGACGGUAAAUAGAGUGUCUCCCUGAAUGACGUACAGUAUUAAAGGACAACAAAACAGGCCAAUUCCAGUUCCUGCUAAACUCCAUGGCACGCCUGACAUUUACCGACAGGGCAGCUAACAAGCCUUGAACCAGUGAGAUAAGAGGAGAAGCCAAUGUUUACAUUGAACCCUGACAGAAAUGUGCUGAGGUCUACAAAAGUCAGGUCUAUGACGAGCAGAGUGGACCAUGCUCAGGGACCUAGGCCUUGCUGUACAGAGUGUUUGUAGAAUGUGUGUUUAUUUUGCAAAAAGUAGGUCAAGGCUACAGUGGAGAAAUGGCAGUAUAACUAAUAAGAGGGACAACAUAACAAGAACACGCACAUACAGUAACACACAUCCUUUAAAGACUUAUUACAACAAAUUGUUGCACUUGUCUGGAGAUAACAUUUUGCACUUAAAGGAAAAUAUACUCUGUGUAAGGCUCAUUUUCACUUUUUUUCCUAGUAAGAGAAUCUAAUUCAUUAACAUGACUUAUUGCUUGCAAUGCAGAGACUAGUCAAAUAAGUUAGACUCAGAUGGAACAGUGCCUCCCAGAGGCCAAAUUGUUAUUUAAAAUGUCAGAACACUUUCCAAUGAUACACGUGGGUGUACCCUCACUGCACCUGGGAGUACCAAUCGGCAAAUAAAGCCCUGAAAAACAUCUAUUGUUAAAACAUGAAAAACUGCUGUAAGCUGUAUGUAUGUUGGGUUAAAACAAAAACUGAACUAUAGACUGUUUUACUCUGCAGUAUUUAUGAACACAUGCUUUGGAAGGAUCUGACAUACUGUGGUUAGAUUCUUUAGAUGGCGUCAUGGCAUAGGCCAGUAAUUGCCUCAUACUUGAAUGAUGUCACUAGGAACUUGUGAAAUGAUAGGCUGUAUUCUUGUGAAUGAUUGUCCAGCUCACAAAAUAACCACCGCCAGUUAUGCAGCCAUCCUAUCACCUUUAUUCAGCUAAUUAUAAAAAAUGUAUUGUAAAUAGUGUGUCAAUAAUGAAGAUAACUAGGUGCCCAUUGGCGUUGUCUUUACCCAUACUAAAAGAGCUGAUGAAGAUUCCUUUUGACGCAUCUCUUACAUGUACAUACAGUAUGUUCAGUUCUUACUGCCAACUGAAUAUAAGCUUUUAUAGUAUUUUUUUACCUUAAUGUUGAAUAUUGAGUUUUCAUGCUGCUCUGUAAAUAAUGUCAGCCUCACUUUACUUCUCUUGUAAAUAAAGACCUUUAAACAUCAAA